CCCACACCUACUGAAUGUGUUACUCAAAAAAGAAGUUGGUUUUUCAAUUGAGAACCUUUAACCAAAGCCAAAUAAUAUGGAGUUGUUCUUUCUCAUAGCCUUAACCCUUUUCAUUAUUCUUGUCACUCUUCCAAUUCUGGCUGUCUUAUACAGACCAAAUAUUAUCAAUCUACCACCAGGCAAGACGGGCUUGCCAUACAUAGGAGAGAGCCUGGAAUUUCUUUCCACAGGCAGAAAAGGUCAUCCUGAGAAGUUUUUAUCAGAUAGAAUGGAAAAAUUCUCACGUCAAGUUUUCAGGACUUCAAUUCUUGGUGAACAAACUGCAGUCGUCUGUGGCGCACAAGGCAACAAGUUCUUGUUCUCUAAUGAGAACAAGCUUGUCACUGCUUGGUGGCCAAAAUCAAUCCUGAGACUCUUCCCUUCCUCUAAUCAAAGCACUAUCCUAGCUGAAGGCAUGAGGAUGAGGAAGAUGCUACCUCACUUUCUCAAACCUGAGGCCCUGCAAAGAUACAUAGGUGUAAUGGACCAUAUGGCACAAGUUCACUUUCAGGAUAGCUGGGAAAACAAGCAAGAAGUCACAGUUUAUCCGCUUGCAAAGAUGUAUACAUUUUCAGUUGCUUGCAAAGUGUUCUUGAGCAUGGAUGACCCAAAGGAGGUCGCAAAGUUCGCUGCUCCUUUCAAUGAUAUGGCCUCAGGAAUUAUUUCUAUUCCUAUCAAUUUUCCUGGAACAUCUUUCAAUCGUGGACUCAAGGCCUCGAAGAUUAUAAGGAACGAAAUGUUGCGUAUGAUUAAGCAAAGAAGAAAAGAUCUUGCUGAGAAUAAAGCAACUCCUAUGCAAGAUAUACUGUCCCAUAUGCUGGUAGCAACUGAUGAAGAAGGUCAGAGAUUGGGAGAAGUUGGGAUUGCUGAUAAGAUCAUCUCUUUGCUCAUUGGUGGCCACGACACAGCAAGUGCUACAAUCACUUUCGUUGUCAAGUUUCUUGCCGAGCUCCCAGAUAUCUACGAUCAAGUCUUGAAAGAGCAAUUGGAGAUUGCUAAAUCAAAAGAACCAGGAGAAUUAUUGACCUGGGAAGACAUUCAGAAGAUGAAGUACUCGUGGAAUGUUGCUUGUGAAGUAAUGAGAUUAGCCCCACCUCUUCAGGGUUCUUUCAGAGAAGCCUUACAUGACUUCGACUAUGCUGGUUUCUCUAUUCCAAAGGGUUGGAAAUUAUAUUGGAGCACACAUACAACACACAAAAAUCCAGAAUAUUUUUCGGAUCCUGAAAAGUUUGAUCCUUCAAGAUUUGAAGGAUCAGGGCCAGCACCUUACACAUUUGUUCCAUUUGGAGGAGGGCCAAGGAUGUGUCCUGGAAAAGAGUAUGCAAGAUUGGAAAUUCUUGUUUUCAUGCACAAUAUAGCGAAGAGGUUCAAGUGGAACAAGGUUAUUCCUGACGAGAAAAUUGUUGUUGACCCCAUGCCAAUACCAGCUAAAGGCCUUCCAGUUCACCUCUAUCCUCAAAAACAUGAGUAAAUUAUUUGAAGAAACCGGCUUCUCAUUCAAGUCCUGCAAGCAAUAACGCUUGUUUGGAUGCUACUACGUAUACUGUUUGUCUUCUUUAUAUUUGUAAAAGCAAAGUUAUGGCUUAAAUCUAUAGCCAUACAGUUGUGUUAUCUUUGUCUUUUGCCUUCUCUUUCUCUUCUAGUGAUCAAUUCAGUAUGUAAAAGUGAGUUAAAUUAUUUAA
This is a messenger RNA of Ricinus communis (castor bean), 1721 nucleotides long. RefSeq names its product beta-amyrin 28-monooxygenase. Gene Ontology annotation, molecular function: oxidoreductase activity, acting on paired donors, with incorporation or reduction of molecular oxygen; monooxygenase activity; heme binding. NCBI's taxonomy places the organism in Eukaryota, Viridiplantae, Streptophyta, Magnoliopsida, Malpighiales, Euphorbiaceae. Bases 77 to 1510 code for a protein of 477 amino acids. Gene Ontology annotation, biological process: sterol metabolic process. The transcript has 3 exons. The record is from RefSeq and is a predicted model, not a curated record.